AUGACGGAGGCUUCUAACUCUGACACAUCAUUGAACAAAGGCAGCAUGCCUGGCGGAUUUAAGGUGCGAACAGGAAUACCAAUAGGGUCGAUGGAUGAGAAGCUCAGGAGGAUCAACGAGGAGUUCAAAUCAAGGGCAUGUGCAGGAAGUGGGUUUGUGUUUAACAAUAAUGUGAAGCUAAAGCCGCCAAAAAGCUAUUUUGGAAAUGAUGUGAAUGAGAGCGAGUCUGAACUGUCAAGAUCUGAGUGUGAUACUCAACCAACCCGAAGUUCAGAGGGAAGUGGUGUGAAGCAAAGGGAUGGAUUUGUUGGAGGAGUGAUACCUUGGAAAACAGGAUCGAGUAGCUUUAUGAUGAGCGGGAUUGCUAAGGACGGCAAACCUGGAAUGCUAGGGAUUGAUCUGUACAAGAAGCAUGCAACUGAGCCAAGCAGGUCAUGUGUAAGUAUGUGUGAGAGUGGUACAAGCAUUGAAUCUAAGCCAAGAUCAGGAUAUGUCAAGUCUGUAGUUGACAGCACAAUGUUUAAUAAAGAAGCAUCGUUCAAUUACACACAGCAUUUUGGACGGAAUGCAUCAGCGGUGUCUAUUGAUGGCAUGGAGAUGUCUGGAAUGUCUAGCAUCAUGACUAAUGGGUCUUUACUGAGCAGCAGAGUGUUUUCAGCACAUGAUAAAUCAAUCGGGCAUAAACCACAUGCGAGCUUUGGAAUGAAUAACUCCCAGAUGUACACAAGCAAUCCUAAGCAACUACUGUCAUCAACAGAAGAUAUGGCUGGAUCGCCCACAUUUGCGCCCAUAGAUGUGAUGUAUGUGAAAUCAAUGUGCGGGCCAAAAACAGAUACCGAAAGUAAUGCAUCUAGAGAAUCAAGGGACUCAGUGGGAGUACAAAGGGAAAUAAUACUUGAAGAACCUCCACUACAGCUGUAUGCACCAGGAAAACGACUUACUAUCCAUCCCCGAAUUAAAAUACUCAAUACGGUAUUAAACUACGAAGGCACAGUUGAAACAACACAAUACUACAUUUUGAUUGAGUCAGAUGUCAGCUGGUGCGUGUGCAAGUCACUUGGAGAGAUUUUGGGCAUUGUUCCUGAGGUUGAAUGCUCUACACUGACAAAUGCACACUCCCCACAGAGCAGAGCAGUAAGGGACAGGAUUAUACAGGCAACAUUGAACUCAAGAAGCAUGAACAAGCAAAUGCAGUCAUUUAUUCUGUCUGGAAUAGUUGAUGCACAGGAGCAGCGAUCGUCGUAUCUGUUGAUGGACAGCAACGGAUGGAAAGCAUACAUUUUCAAGUUUGUCGGCAAGGCUCUUAUAUGCUACGAAAAGAAUAAGGUGUUCAAGAUUCUUCUACUAAGCGGAUGCAGUGUUGUCCCAACAGGCAGCAAUGGAUUCCGACUGGAAAAGUCAAAGGAAAGCAUAGAGCUAUACACCACCUGUAAAAAAGAAAGAGACUCUUGGAUGUCAGACAUACGAGAGUACAUCUACAAGCUACAAUAA
Messenger RNA from Ordospora colligata OC4, 1491 nucleotides. RefSeq lists its product as uncharacterized. Bases 1 to 1491 code for a protein of 496 amino acids. The record is from RefSeq and is a predicted model, not a curated record. NCBI's taxonomy places the organism in Eukaryota, Fungi, Microsporidia, Ordosporidae. The transcript has a single exon.